UAGAAGUGGUUCGAGGUCCUGACGAGUGAACACUGACCGAGGAAGAGUACUGGGAUAAGAAGGAAUGAUGGAGUUAUUGUGCUGUUUGGAUACCGACUGUAACAACACCACCGAGCUGGACCAGGCCACGCGCUGAACUCCAUUGAGGAACUAACGGGAUUUGUUUUUACUGCGCGUUUCUCCCUGGAAAGUAAAGCCGAGCAGGUUUGGAUAGCUCUUCCUGUUACAAAGUCGGCGGUUCGUAAGUUUUAUGUUAUGAUCAAACCCAGCUCAUUGUGUGCUUCUGAUAAGACCGUAAUUAUGGAUACUCUCGCGGAACGGGAUGCGGGAUUUCCUGCGGCAGCGCCGCAAAGUUGCGGCCAGACGCGGUUAUUGGAGAUUUGGGCUUAAUAAUGCGAACUGGUCAGCCCUGAAACUUGUAAAACACUGGUUGUCUGGACUGAAUGCUCCUUUCCUGCUAUUCUUCUCCGCUUCUCAGCGCUUCCUGCUUGUGGUGGCCACUGCACUUGAUGGCUAAAAAUACAUAAAACUCAAAAUGGACAGCUCAAAGUUGUGGGAAUCUUAAUUUGCAGUUGGCAUUACAAAACUUGAAGUAUUUUACAACAAGUUUCAGACCAUUUGAUUUUUGUCCUCAUACUUUUAGUCUUCAUAAUCACAACUCAACAGGUGGCAAUUUAGAAUGAGGGAAGAGAAGAGCUAAUUUGCCCAUAAUGAGGUGAUUCAAGAGGCUCUUAAGUACAGGCCGGUGAAAUGAUAUUGAGCUCAAACCAUGUGUUGGGAAACCACAUACCACAUCACUUACACAGAGAGAAAUUCAGUGGAGACAGUGCUGCCUUUCUAAGCUUUGAUACACUUAGCCGUCAUCAAACAAAAGCAGUCUCUUGACUGGUUCAUGAAUUGCAUUUCAUGUUAAGAUGAAUGAAAGACACUUCAGUUAUCUUUGAAUCCUCUCCUGUAGCCCACUUGUUGGUCAAGCUUUUGAAUACAUUUCACUGGUCCCUGAUGAACCAACAAGAAAGACAGGAAAGGGAGCGAGGCGCAAUAAAGUACUCCUUUGUACUUUAUUUUCAAACCCUUAGGGUGCAAAAUCAGAUCCAGUCAAAACAUCUGCUUGAGGCUCCAUGGAGCCACUGAAGAACAUAUUCAGUCGUGGCCCACUGUCGAACUGGAAAAAUUUGGAUCAAUCACAAAAAGGGAACUUCACCAAUCCUGUGUGGACAGCCUUAUUUGACUAUGAGGCAUCCUGUAAAGAUGAACUCACCUUACGUAAAGGAGACCUGGUUGAAGUCCUCUCUCUGGACUCUGAGAUAUCAGGGGAUGAGGGCUGGUGGGCCGGAAAAGUCAACAACAAGGUGGGCAUCUUCCCAUCCAACUAUGGCUCCUUCAAGCCCAGCGGAUACGGGAAGCUUCCAGGCAGCAGCGUGGUUGGCGAGCUCGGCCCAGCUGUGGUGGGCGAGUUUGAACCCGACGUGUUGGAUUUCCGGGAGCUGAGCCUGGAGGAGGUCAUAGGGGUCGGGGGCUUCGGGAAAGUGUAUCGCGGUACAUGGAGAGGCGGGCUGGUAGCCGUGAAGGCCGCUCGUCAAGACCCGGAUGAGGACAUCAGUGUGACGGCUCAGAACGUGAGGCAGGAGGCGCGUCUCUUCGCCAUGCUCACUCACCCGAACAUCAUUGCCCUGAAAGGUGUCUGCCUGCAGGAACCCAACCUGUGCCUCAUCAUGGAGUACGCCUCAGGUGGGCCGCUGAGCCGGGCCUUGGCGGGUCGUCGCAUCCCGCCGCAUGUCCUGGUCAACUGGGCCGUGCAGAUAGCCAAAGGGAUGUUGUACCUGCACAGCGAGGCCAUCGUCCCUGUCAUCCACCGGGAUCUCAAAUCCAACAACAUCCUCCUGGCUCAGCCCAUAGAGAAUGAAUGUAUGGAGGGGUUGACAUUGAAGAUCACUGACUUUGGCCUGGCGAGAGAGUGGCACAAGACCACCAAGAUGAGCACCGCUGGCACCUAUGCCUGGAUGGCCCCUGAGGUCAUCAAAUCCUCCACCUUCUCCAAGGGCAGCGAUGUCUGGAGCUAUGGAGUUCUGCUGUGGGAGCUGCUAACAGGAGAGGCACCCUACAAAGGCAUUGAUGGACUUGCUGUCGCCUAUGGAGUCGCUGUCAACAAGCUGACCCUGCCCAUCCCUUCCACGUGCCCCGAACCCUUUGCCCAGCUCAUGUCAGAGUGCUGGGACCAGGACCCCCACCGCAGACCCAAUUUCGGCUCCAUCCUGGCCCAGCUGAUGGCCCUGGAGCAGCAGGUGAAGGAAGAGAUGCCGCAGGACUCCUUCCACUCCCUGCAGGAGGACUGGAAACUGGAGAUUCAGGACAUGUUUGAUGAACUCCGGGCUAAAGAGAAGGAGCUGCGAUGCCGCGAAGAGGAGCUGAAGCGAGCGGCUCUGGAGCAGAAGUCCCACGAAGAGUUCCUGCGGCAGCGUGAGCAGCAGCUGGCCCAGUGGGAGCAGGACGUGUUCGAGCGCGAGCUCAGCCUCCUCAUCCUCCACCUGAACCAGAACCAGGAGAAACCCAACGUCAAGAAGAGGAAGGGCACCUUCAAGAAGCACAAGCUCAAGUGCAAGAACGGCGAGAAGAUCAGCAUGCCCCAAGAUUUCAUCCAUAAGAUCACUGUGCAAGCAUCCCCAGGCCUGGAAAAGAGGCGCAACUCUCCUGAUUUGGGUUCAGGCUCGUCGCCCUCCUUCGGCCCACGCUUCCGCGCAAUCCAACUCAGUCCCAGUGACAACAGCAGGACUUUUGGGUUGAGCGCUGUCUGGCCCCUAGAGGCCCCCUCUCUCAAACAAGCUAAUGGAGACCUGAGGUUGGGCCCCCACUGGAGGCCCCAGAGCCCGAAAAGUCCCAAAAGCCCCAAAGUCCUGCGCCUAAGUCCCCAGGAAAGCAGUCUCUCGAUGAGAGCGAAGCUCCUGGAGUCAGACAGCAAUGAGAAUGGAGAGUCCAAGGAUGACUUUGAGGAGUACCGACCCUCCACUCCAACCCCUCCCCCUGCUCAGAACGGCUCCUCAGUGAAGGACAGCAUGCGGCUUCCUCUACCUCACGGAGACUCUGGCAGCGAGGAAGGGGGUUCCUCCCCGGCUGGCUCCCCCAGGCCUGAGAGGGGUUCCCUCAGUGGCAUGUUUAAGAGCACCCACCGGGCCCUACUUGGCGGUGGCUCCCUCCUGGCCUCUGUAGGACUGGGUCGCUGCCUUGAUAUCCCCCCAAGGGUGCCCCCUCGAACUAACCCCCCUUCCCUAGAGGACCGCACCACCUUCGAACUGGAGAUCUCCUCCCCUAAACCCCUCAUUUCAGAACCCCCAGUAGUGGACGAUCUCAUCACCUUCUCCACCUCUGAGCCGCUCCCCAGACCGCUCUUGGAUUUAGCUCUGCAGUACCAAGAACUUAAGCCCUUGCCCCUGACUCCGCCACCGCCAAACCCCCGUGAGAGGAGCGGCCAACGGACGCCGCACAGUCCACAGACUCCCAGGACCCCCGUGCAGCAGGACAAGGCCAGCCCAGGCGAAUGGAUGCCGUGUUCCCAUUCUACCAACGGGGAGCUGGGCUGUGAGGCCUGGGAGCACAGAGCUGACAGGAGGAGGAGGUCCAGCCAAGGACUGCACACCACUCAGCUCGUUCUGGAUCUGCCCUUGUGCCAAGACACACAGGAGUCUGAUGACAAGCCUGCAGUGCCCUAUGCUCUCCACCCCAACCCUGCCCUCUGGAGCCCCAAAACCCGGCGCCUGGAGGUCAGCGUCAUCCCCCGGCCUCGCCCGUCCCCCAUCCGCCCUCGCAUUGACCCCUGGAGCUUCAUCUCAGCCGGCGGCGGGAACUCAGGUGGGGGCCGCAGCCCUAACCGCUCGGACAGCAACCAUCUUAGCUACCAGCCCUCCCCUACCAACCCGUUCACCAACUGUGACCCGUUCCCAUCACCAGACUGUGACCCAUUCGCCCUCAAAGCCGACCCCUCGAGCGGCUCGGACACAGCGUCGCCCUUUGACCCGUUCUUGGCUCCCUUUCCCACAUCCCGCUCUGCCCCGUGCUCCACCAACGGCUCGCCCACGUUGCCCUCAUUCCGCAUUGCGCCCCUCAACCCAGCUGACUCGCCCCUGAUUGACCUGGGCUGGGCGGCCUGCAGCAAGCCCCUGGAUAGCACCAAAGAGAGAGCUCACCCCCGCAGGACACUGGGGCUCAAGCCCUUCAAGUCCCCGACGCAGCUCCGAGACGACAGGUUCUGAACCCGGCCUCGCCUGUGGCCCUCGUGGCCGACUCUCACUUACGGAUGUUAAAAAGUGCAGUUUUUAUCACAGGAACACAGUCCAGGACGGUGCCACUACUAUGUCCUAUAUCUUACAGGAAAAGUGGUACAUUGGAUUGUGGGAUAGUUACCUGUGAACCAAAACUGGUGCCCAUUUCAUUCUCCCUCUCUAUCUCUGUUUCUCUAUCCCUUUGAAGGAGCAGAACACAGAUCACUAGUCCCAUCUUCAGAUUCUAUCAGACUGCUCAUAUCACCUGCUUUCAUCUCCCCCUACCUUUGAAGCAUUGUGACAAUGCAGAGGUGGAUAAGGCGACUUGCACAUCUUCAUCUGCCUCUACCUCUCUGCAGACUGAAAGCAUUCGGGACAAUGGAAAAUUGGAGUGCCUUAUUUCGUGAAGUGUUUUUAAUAUAUAUCUUUUCAAGGUUCCUUGAAUGGUUAAUCUGGUGCGUAGGGAAGAUGCUAUGAAUUUGGCUUAAAUUUGCAAAUCAGCUUAGCAUUGCUGUGGAGGAAAAUGUCGUCUGCGCAUGCAUGUGUGCGUGUAUGUCUAGACUCAUUGUUCAAGGAAAGCUUAGUUGUUUUUUUUGUUGUUUUUUUUUUUUUUUUCAAACAGCGUCUGCCUGUUGCAUUAUGGGAGAAAACACUCAGAGUGGAUAUUCUAGGCUGCUCAUGAAAUCCAAGACAAAACCAUGACCCAAGCAUUCCACUUGGAACCAGAUAACAUUCCAGUCACAUUCCCCGGAAAAUGCCGGGGAUUGGACAGAUUCAUUCGGCUGGCAAGCGACAGAGCACAGGAAACAAGACGGGGGAGCCCUCUGCAUUCCCUUCAUAUGCCAAAGAAUGCCACUGUGACAGGGCUGGGACAAAGAGCGUCUGCAAAGUUGUUUUUACCUCCACAGAGUGCCAGACGGGUGGGUUUUCCACACUGGACAAUACAGAGAGUUGAGACGAUCACAGAGAGUAUUUAAAGACAACUUUAAUAUACUUUUCUGUGGUUAGUUGACUUAUUUUCCACUUUCCAGACUGUCUUAUCACUGCACAUCUGAUGCUUUAGGAAGGUUCAACCAAAAAUGUGUUUCCUACAGUACAUAGGUGUGGACGCUUCAUUGAAUACAUUUUUACAGUCCACCAGAGUAGGAGUGGCCUCACAAAGCCAGCCCGCAAUUUCACAGUGACUUCCAUAUCCACACUUCUAAAUUUUUGUCUAGAAAAUCUACCACGCGUGUUCUAGAAGUGAUAAAUAUUGUUCCAAAAUGAUCCACCAAAAUUCCUUUCUGAAAAAUUAUGAGCCAAAAAGUUUUUCAAUGAAUGCUUCAUUUUACCACAAUAACACCAGAUUGUAAAGGAACAGUUUCGACAUUUUAGGGAAUACACUUAUUCACGUUAUUGCAGCAGGCGAGAUGAGGAAAUUGACACCACUGUCAUAUCUGUCCAUUCAUUAUGAACCUGGAGUCAACAUCUGGAUACCCAGCGGGCGCACAGCUGUUCACCAGUGUCUUGAGAUGCUGAUAUUAUGGUGAAUGUAGGUUGUGAUUUCAGGCGACCAAAUUCAAUUUUUCUGUCUGAUGAGCUCAGCGUCUUUCUGAUGUUACAUUGACGUCCGGUGCUAGCUGGGUAGCUUAGCUUAGCAUAAAGACUGGAAGCAGAGGGUGGCAGUUAGCCCAGCUCCGUCCGCAGGUUAAAAAAAAAAAAAUCAUCUAACUCUUAAUGGAGGAAUUUCGUUUUGUCUGUAUUUUUGCUUUCCCCGACAAUCAUUCAUCCAAUCAACUUCAGAUUUCGCGGGUGUAUCACUGACGACCCAAGAAAGUGCGGUGUCAUGACUGUGAAGUUUUUUUUUUUUAGGAUGAGCUUCAAACAUCGUGACACAUCCAGUGUUAACUGUUGAGCUUUAGAGGUGCUGGUAGGUAAAUGUUAUCACUUUUAUCCCCGUUUCUGGUCUUUAUGCUAAUCUAAGCCAACCAUCUUCUGACUCCUUACAGACAUGAGAGUGGUAUCAGCCGUCUCAUCUUCUCACGUCCUUAAAGUUGGUGACAGAUGACAUGCACCGAGUAUCAUCAAAUGAGGAAGCUUGUGAGAUGUAGGCUGGCUUUUCAACUAGAGUAGCAACACUCCUCAACUCUCCUCAGUUAUUUUGUUUAAAAAAAAAAAAAAAAAUCCAUCCUAAACCCAUUUUAACAGUACUAAAAAAGAUCUGGUAGGAUUCUCUGAAUAACUGUGAUGUCAUGUUGAGAUACACUCAGUAAAGAAACAACAGAGAAUAUAACACACAUAUAACACAAGGUAAAAUAUUCCACCAACAGCAGCCUCCACAGGUCAAAAGCACAAGCGCAUUAGUGGAAAAGCUAGCUCUUCCACCUUUUGGUUCACAAACAUUAUCAUCAAUGGUCGUUUUUAAAUACUAGCGGGUUCAGACAGUUUCUCAGUGGUCUUUCAAAAAGCACCCUGGGAAAUGUGUGAGGUGAGGCAGGUUGAGGGGAAAGUGAAAGAAAGAACUCCUGGAAUGGGUUGAACAUCACACACUGAUGUUGCAUAACAGUAUCCAAGUCAGCUGGUUUCAUGUAGGCCAUUAACAUAAUUGGCGUCGGUCAAGCAUGUAAGCAACUGAAAGAGACCCACUUGGCACAUGGCACAAACUCAUCGUGUUAGCCGCGUCUUUACUUGAGCAUUACAAGGUACAAAUACUGAUUGAGUUCAUCACUGACACCGUGUCAUUGGAAGACAAUAACAGCUUUGUUCCGAUGAAGAGCGAAAACCUCGUCUCCAAAGGGGAAAGCUUUGAGAUUAGCCUAAUAAUCCUACUGACAAAUAGAGGAGGCUGAUAGCGAUAAUUAGCCUCUUGAUAAGAGCAGGGAGCAUUAACAAAGCACUCAGAUAUUUGGUUAAUUAAUUUGCCCCGACGUUAUGAAAAUGCCCUGCAUCCUCCUCGCAAGGUAUCGAGUCGCUUCCUGCAUCAGCUUACGUCUCGAUUGAAGCCAGGCUCUUUUUUUUUAAUGCAUAAAGUUCCAAAGGCAGAUUGAGCUGUCUUUCCUCCAUUCCCUUCCAUUUCUCUCUGUUGCCACUGGCUGUUUAGCUGCUGACCGGAUGAAAUCUUCACUGUCAAGGCUCACCUUUUUUUACGUCCCCCUCAGGUGAUGUGGGAGAUAGCGUUCUUUUUUUUUUUUUCUUUUUUUUCUUUUUUUUCUUCUCACUCCUACUCCUUUGCUUCCUUCUGCUUCUCUGGAAAGUUUUCUUGAGGGCAGUUGUGUCCUGACACUGUGGAGCGUUCAAUUCAAUAACAGCCAGGUUUUCUAUCCGCCAAAAAGAAAUGGCAUUUGUGCAAGUCCAUUUACUGAGGAGUGCUCAUUUACCAGAGACAAUUGAAUUUGUUUGGAAUUGAAACAGGAGCUUUAUUAGAUGUUUCUAUUGCACAUCAAUUUGUCUGUUCAUCAUCUACUGAACAUCCAAUAAUACUCAGCGGUAACAAAGAGACGCAGUGACAGACAGACUAGAUUGUACAAUGUACUCUCCAUCCACAUCAAAAGGCAAAUGUGUUUAUGGCAGAUCUGAAUGGCCACACUGAAAGAUGGGCUGAAAAGCCUGCUGUCAGAGACGGGGGAGAUGUCGUGAGCCGUAUGAAUGGGAAUAAUGAUGCACACUUUUGUCGGUUCUUGAAAGCAUUUUAAGGUGUUGCCCUUGUUUGUACGUACGAGAAUUGACGGAAGUAGUUGUGUCGGAACAAAAAAAAGAGAGCUUUAGAGAGUUCACACACUGCCUACUCUGUACAUCAGAUACUUGCUGUUUUAAAGUGGACAUGAGUGUCGGAUUGUCGGUUUCAGAAUGAUGCAAAAAAAAAAUAGUUGUACGAAUUCUUCGGGUUAUGACAUAGGAAAAGGUAUCUACCAGGGGGGCUAUUAGACGAUAUGACAACACUUAACUUGAAGCUUUAACCCUGAAAAUUCAUUUGAUUCCAACAACAUGUACUCUUAGACAAGCGGCUGCGGUGCGAAUGUCAUUUUUCACAUAAUCAGCAUGUACCUGGUGGGUUCCCAUGAGGGGACGGCAGGAUCAUCCUCCCUAGUCGGAAUGUCCUCCUUUGGAUCUUCAGAUUUUGCUUAAGCUUAAGGGCGUUACUGUCAUGUUAAUGUUGAGAUCACGGCAGAAAAAGCAGCAGCUGCUACAUCGUAUUUCUUAGUUUGUCCUUAAAAUGUAGAUGCAGUUUCUGAGAAAGCACAUCCACCAUUCAGAAUCUGACAGCCUCACCCGAACAAGAGAUCUCACUGUUUUGCUGUUGUUUUAUAUUAUAGCAUUUAUUAUUAUAUAUAUAUAUAUAUAUAUAUAUAUAUAUAUAUAUAUAUCUCACAUGCUGUCACCUGGACGUGAGCAGUGUGGAUCUUCUUCAGGGAUGGCAAACGUCAGAGUUUUAAUAUAGAAUUCGUCUCUCACAGCAGUGUUCCCCACCUUCCUCUGAUCUCUUGUCCUCACCACUAACAUUUUGCAGACAAGACAAGUGAUGAGUUAUUGGCUCGUCUCUUUGUGUCAACACACAAAGACACAACAGCUAUCCUCUGGUAGUCAUUAGGUUCAGAUAGCUAUUAUUGUCAACAGAGCUGUGUGAGCAAAAAAAAAAAAAAGCUACAUGAAAGAAAUUGAGAUGAUUGAAACGUCUAGCAGAUUAUUUCUGUCACAAAUUCACUGCGUGUGUCAAGUAUCCACUUCAGCCUGCCACUCAUGCCUCGUCUGUAUGUGCUAGACUUUUAAUUUUCCCUCAGACCUGAUGCUGAGAAGCGUUACCCGUCGUUCCCCAUUAAGGGUGUGCACAUUGAGUAAUUGACCACAUAAAAUAUUACUUAUAUAUAACAGCAGUCACCUUGCUCUUAAGGUAUGAUUAAGAGGAGAGUGCCGGCAUCUCCUUUACCUUUUAUGAUUAAGGUAUUGUCGGUAGUCAGAGUAGGAAUUCUUCUUCUCCUGGUAAUAAUUUCUGGAAGUGGUUCAUUUUAAGUAGUGAAAACUACUAAUACUUAGAAUAUGUGCUUAUUUUUUACAUAAACACAUUGCUCCUUACCUUAGCUCCUAGGGUAUAAUAAGAAUUUGACAAAAGUCCUAGUUCGGUAGCUGAGGGAAGAAGCGGGACGCAUUUUAGGAAGUCUUUUGUGGACAGGGACACCCGCCUCUUGGUUUUGUCUGUCUGAUUUAGGAGCCGUAGCUGCCAGGAGCUGACUCCAAUGAGAAACUCCUGAUAUGUUGUUUGUGAUGCGCUGCUCUUCCAGGCAUUGCCCCAUCUGUCAUUGCAAAUCAGCGUCCCAAGUACAAACUGACAGGGAGAAUGGAAGUGAAUUCUCCACAGGAGAAAGCGAUAUCUCGCCACCAGUGAUCCACUCUCAGCCUCACAGCAGCAGGGAGUAGACAUGAUUUGAUGAUCUUAAUUCAAAGUUCAAGCUCAGACCGUUCCCCCUAAUCAGUGAAUGGCAAAUGUUCAAUACAUUAUAUGAAUAAAAGCUAAUGAGACAGCAUGAUGGAGGAACCCAAUGCCCUGACCCUCAUCACGCCAAGCGGCUACUGGUCAGAGGUGGGUGUGCUUUGGAAUUUCAGAGCUGAAAAAUCAGAGCCAUUGUCCUGGAGGAAAAAAAAAAAAAACCCAAAAAACAUGUCACAAGCUUGUCAGUUUUAAAUUGUUCCCUGUUGCCACCAUCCCCUAGGGUUACCAAUGGAUGCUUGAUUUGGCUUUGUGAAAUUUACACACAUACUAAUAAUCUGAUUUAGCCUGGUUAAGCCAUUAAUUCAACCCUAUACUUUGGAAAUAAUAUUGCCAGCCACUAAACUGCCACAUUUAUCAUCUUUAGGUCAAAAUUCCUGUAAAAAAAUACCUAAAUUCUUUCACACAGGGACCUUGUCGCCUUCUAAUGCUAACCCAGGCCCUGUCAGACAUAUAUUACCAGUUAGAUAAUUAGAAUAGAGUAAAAAGAACCCCCCACUCACUUGAGCUUUUUUUUUCUUUUAAAGGAGCAAUUUGUAAGUUUUGCUAUUGCUACAUAGCUAACAUUAGCAUUAACAGCUGUUAACUCACCAGUCUAGAAGAACCAUUGCGAGUUGGGCAUCAAUAUUCAUUCCUUUACUCAUCAACAGUUGUGUCCAGAGGUUGAAAAAAAACCCAUUUUAACUCUUUUCUCUAUCACGUCUUCUCCUUAAGUUAGCAUGCUAACCAGCUAGCCCCUCACUUUCAUUUUAUGAACUUUUCGUCUUGGUUUCUUAAUUUUUCAGAACUGUGUGGCUUGCUAAAACGUUUUUUACAUCCCAUUUUAAUGACCUGAAUAACAAUAUUACUUGUUAAUGUAUUCAGUAGUAUUUUUGACCUGUCUGAUAAGCUUUUCCUACAUUUAGUUAGAUUUAGGGCUCCGUUGUUUAGAUCUUACUUCUUUUCUUGCUAAAUCAGGAUGUCUCUUACUUUUAUCUUUAUAUGUUACAGUUCAGUGCAGUCUGUCUUUUUCUGACACCAUGCAGACACUUGUGUGUGGGUUGUGAAUGUGCCAGAAGGUGAUACUUGAUUACAAUGAGGAGCGACAUGUGCUGGCGCUGUGUGAUUGUGAUGAACAGCUAACACUGAGAGCAUUAAAGUGUUGUGUAAACCCAUCGGCUUGAACAACGGAGAGAUGGUCUCAUACUGAGAACGAACUGAGUCUUGUUUCUGCACGGCCCUCUGAGUAAACUCACCAAGCUCCAGGACAGAAAUGUGAACCUUGGUUACUGGGGGGGGCUUUAAUUCGAUUGAAUAGUUUUAACACCUGAACUGAACCAUCACUGGCAUUAUGAUAAAUCAAAGUAACGGACUACAGUGUGCAUGUAAACAUACCCAUGUCUAGUCAGAAUCAGGAGGGGACUGUAUUAAUAACUUGCUGCAGCUGUGGUUAAAAUGUAUUUUUUCUCCUUCCUGGUUAAUGAAAAAAUUGAAGGAUUCAACAAGGACACAGGGAAAAGCAUACUUCACUUACAAUAUAUUUUAUUGAUGAAAUCUUACCCUUUCCGGGUCAGUAAAGAGGGAAUUCUCAAACUACAAAAUAGAUGGCCUGGCAUUUCAGUGGCUUUCACACCAUUUACCUUUUUCUUGCUCGUGUUCAAUUAAGUGGAUGUUACAAAUAUACCUGGUUAUCAGCCUCGUUUCAGUUGUCUCACAGCCAGCCGUCACUGCCACAGACACAUUAUUGGUCUUCCUGGCUCACAUGAAACUGAAACACCUGCCCAGGGCUUUGUUUGGCAUUAACAGGCCGAGACCAAAUGAUCAAUUAUGACCUUUCAUUGACUAUUCAGGAAAUGCACAUCCCAGUAGGGAUAUGGACAAAAGCCAUGCCUGUGAUAGUCACUGCCAGGUGUGUAAGCUAAUGCUCAGCCCCUCAAAGUGUGAAUAUUAUUUCUAAUUCUUUUCAAUCUGUGCAUCCAAGGUCACCAUCUGCUGUCCUCUUUCUGUAACAAUGAAAACUGAAUGAAUGGGGGCCAAUUCGUUUCUAAGACCACAGUGACAGCUCUUGGAGAAGGCUGGCGCUCUGUUUAGAAAAUAAACAUGGAUUUUAUCUAUGAGGUUAUUAAGUCCAAGGCCCAAACACUCACCCCCCCCCCCCCCUUCACUCAGCAGCACCUUGGUCAUGAUUAAGCCAAGCUAUUGACACUCAAUUACCUUGUGAUCUUUCCAGAACAGAAUCUGUUCAAUCUGUAAAUUUCUGUUUUUAGAGAGUUGAAUGCUGCAAACCAAUUUGUUGAGUAAACAGUAUCCAUUGUGUCUCAAAUAUAGACUGCAAAAUGAUUUAUUGUCGUCUGCUUAGCAUUUUAGAUAAAAGGAAUUAAAUAGCUGAUAUUUUUGGCAUUUUUCUUAAUUACAUAAUGUCUUACUACAAAUGUGUAUGUAGAAAGCCCCGGUCAGACCCCAGAGCACAACCUAUCCUUGAAGCUUGGUGAUGUAAAGUAUAACAUUUGCUACUUCGCCAACAUUUUUCCAGCCUCACAUUUUUCCUGCCUAAAAAAUGCUAAGAAAAAAAUCGAUGAGAUUGUAAUUUCAAAAUUCCUCCAGUGAUGCAUUUUAUGAAUUUGUGAGUGACUGACAUGCUUGGGUUCUAUCUGAUAGCAAUCCAGGACACCAGCAGCCAUGUUUAAAACUAUGUAUAGAUCAAUUUAUUUGGAUAAAAUUGGCCAUUGCCCUGCUAGCUGGCUAGCUAGCUGGACCCAUAAAAUAGAGUAAUCUAGGUUUUGGGCUUUCAAUAUGUCCAUUUCCUCAAAGGUCAGCUAAGCUUAAAUUGAGUGAAAUUGAUCAAUGGCACACAUUUGUAUGUCAAAGUUCCCCCAAAGGUAAAAUAUGGAAAUCUAUGAAUGGAUUUUGUUCUGUGUAGCUGUGGUCGUUGGUUUGACAUAACAAAACCUUACUUUAGUCGCAUUGUUAACAUGUGUUCUGGGAAAAUCUACCUGAUUGUAGACACAACAAUGAUAGAUAUGUGUAAAUUAACAAACAUUUCAAUGAAGCCAACAGCAACAUGCUUACUGCUGCCGAUGGGAACAAUGUUGUCUGAUGUUGGAAAAAAAAUUUCAUGAAUGCCUAAGUGACCAAAAUGUCUUGGCUCUGUCUGAUAAGCGUUUAGACCCGUGAUAUCUGGAGUGAUUGUCCUGGAUCAGGGCUGAGACUAUUGUCGACACUCGAUUAACGUCUUCUAAGGCACAGAUAGUUCAGGGUGAAGUAUUUGACUGCGGCUUGAGAGUAUUUAUCAGUAGGUGGUCUCUUUCAGGUGCUCAUGCUUGGGCUUAAAUAACUGAACUCUAAAUGAUCCAUAGAAGCAAUUUUAAACGGUUUGGAUGGUACAAAUCCCCAUGACUCACUGGUCAAAUCUCUUCCACUCACAGCAUCACAGUGCUGUAAAAGGCUUUUCCUUCUGACAGCUUCCUACCAGCAAGCUAAGGACAUUAAAAAUAAAAUAAAAUAAAAAAUAUAUAUAUAUAAACAGGAGAAAAGUGGAUAUUUAUAAAUGGCCAUUUUUUUACACACUGGAUUAAAACUAUUUCUCUAGAUGGCCAUGGACACAGUCUACAUUAGGAUGAUGAAUUGAUCGAUUGCUUCAUAUGAACAAGACAUUUUAUAGGUUUUCACUGGAGUAUUAACAAAUGCAUGUAUGGGUGCUUCACUUGAGGCAGAUUAACUUUACAUUCCAGUUCUCCAAUUUGACCAAAUCUGUAUCGAAAAUGAUUCCCAGUAUUUUUGUGUAGCAGAAGAUUCAAGAGAAUUGCCUGGUAGAGCUUGAAAUCCUGUUUCUCGUGUACAUUGCAGCAAAAUCCCAAACCUAAAUUACAGUCUAAUGUCCCCUUGGGGCACCCAUACUGAUUUUAUGUGCAUAAAACUGCUAGGUGGAGAUGAGGAUUUUGUCACUACCAUAAAGUGGUAGACAAGGUUACCUCCUCUCUGUCUUUGUAUCUAUUUGCUUUUAUUGUAAUUGUUCCACAUUCGUUUCUUUGUCUUUUUCUUUUUGUUUGUUUUAUUACAACCUAGGUGAUGUGAUAACACAAUUAUUGCAUUGCCUUGGCAGCCAUUUUUACAUCUCUGAGAACUGCCUCUGCUCAUGUGAGUGAGAGGUUUUUUUCCAGUCAUCGGGCUUUGAAAAUUCGUUAUUGUUGCAUUUUUGUGAAAUCUCGCACUGGGCUGGGCCUAAUCAACUGUUUUUAUUGUUGUGUGUCAAGAGGAUUAUUUCUGUAUACAGAUGUGAAAAUGUUUUUAUUUCUCUUGACUAUUAUAAUGGGUUUUAACCUGUGGAAAAAAAAAAAAAAACAAAGGAAAAAGCUCAAAAAGAGAUAAGACCAAAUAAAAUGUAACACUCCUCA
Messenger RNA from Seriola aureovittata, 14090 nucleotides. RefSeq names its product mitogen-activated protein kinase kinase kinase 11. Gene Ontology annotation, cellular component: centrosome. The transcript is spliced from 10 exons. Bases 1122 to 4247 code for a protein of 1041 amino acids. Lineage: Eukaryota; Metazoa; Chordata; Actinopteri; Carangiformes; Carangidae. Gene Ontology annotation, biological process: positive regulation of apoptotic process; protein phosphorylation; microtubule-based process. Gene Ontology annotation, molecular function: JUN kinase kinase kinase activity; protein binding; ATP binding. The record is from RefSeq and is a predicted model, not a curated record.